Messenger RNA from Momordica charantia (bitter melon), 2178 nucleotides. The record is from RefSeq and is a predicted model, not a curated record. NCBI's taxonomy places the organism in Eukaryota, Viridiplantae, Streptophyta, Magnoliopsida, Cucurbitales, Cucurbitaceae.
AUGCAGUGAAGAGAGGCAGUUGGAAUUUGGGGCUACAAAGAUUGUGGUAAAGUUAAAGCCGGCCGUGCCUACACACUCAUCAUUGAGUGAGGAGCAUAGGAGGCUAAGAGAGCAGACUGAAAGUUAAGCCAACUUUUUUUUUCUAUUAGAAAGAAUGAAGCUUCUCUAGAUUUCUCUUCAUAUCGUGUUCUAGGAAUUGGUUAUUUUUGAAAUUCAGCUCUUCCAGUUCCCGCCGCUGAUUUCGAUCUUUCUCACAGUCACCCCCACCCGACACUCGCAUCUCUCUAGGAAGAGGAACGUUUCUCAAGAAAACCUCGAAAUUGAUGUACUGAAUUUGCCUCCAAUUUUGUCUCUCCGAUGAGUUCCUGCAAGAAUUGUUGCAGCAAGUCCCUCUUCCGUGACGAUGUCUCCGGCAACCUGAUUUGCUCCUCCUGCGGUAUUGUUCAGGAAUUUGACAACUACGAGGCUCAGAUUUGCGGUAUCAAUGGUCCACAGGGCACAUUCGUCCGCGUUGGAACCUCAGGUUCGGGUGGCGUUCUGAAUUACAAAGACAAGAAAAUCUUUGAGGCUCAAAAAAUUAUUGAAGAUGUUACGUUUAGAUUAGGAUUGUCUCCUUCCAAAUCCAAUGACGUUAGGCUUUUAGUAUCGACGAUUACAAAAGGUGAGUAUGGACUAGGUGAUUGGUUCCCAAUUCUCGUUGGUGCUUGUGCUUACGUUUCCAUGCGUAAGGAUAAUAUUCCAUUACCAAUGUCGGAGGUUGCAUCGACCAUUGAAUGUGAUGUUCAUGAACUUGGCAGAAUGGUUCUCAGAGUUGUCGAUUUUUUGGACUUGAAAGGGCCUGAGUUCCCGGUGUUUAAUAUUGUGGGGUCAUUAGAGCGGGUGACAAGGAAUUCACCGUCUUUCUCAAGAGUAGAAGCAGAUACAAUGGAGAGAAUGAUUAAGCAAGGAAUCUUUUUGUUACAGUGUGCUAUGAAAUGGUUUCUGACAACUGGGCGGCAACCAUUACCUAUGGUGGCUGCUGUGCUGGUUCUAGUGUCAGAAUUGAAUGAGGUCAAAGUCAGUAUUGACAAUGUAGCAAUGGAGGUUCAUGCCAAUGUUUCUACGAGUAAGAAGAGGUACAAGGAACUUUUGCAGGCACUUGUGGAGGUUGGCAAAAAGUUGCCUUGGGGAAAGGAUAUCACAACGAAGAAUAUUGUGAAGAAUGCACCUUUCGUGAUCCAGUAUAUGGAGUUGAAAUCAAUGGCAAAUGCUGGUGCUAAGGGGAAGAAUUUGGAGAAUGUGGGGAUUGAUUUGCAGGACGCAGUAAACGAGUGUUUAAGAAAAGAUUUUGAGUAUGGGGGUGAAGUUAAUAAUUUGGAAGAUGAUUCUCAGUAUUUUGAGUUACAGAGCAAUAGUAGGUUUGAUGAAUCCAUUGGUGACUAUUUUGAGUUACGGAGCAAUAGUAGGUUUGAUGAAUCCACUGGUGACUAUAGGAACAAGCUCAGCAUUUCACAUGAAUGUUUAUCCUUGAUUUAUAACAAGUUUUUGAAUGAAAUGGAUCAUCUCAGGUCAUCGGGUGGGAUUGUAGAGGUCUAUGGAAGAAAGCAGGGAAGAAAAGCUGGUUUUCACUUUGGUACAGAGUGGUGGGAGGGAAAAUCAGAAUUAAGCAAAAAGCUUCUAUUGCAGCAAUUAUUGGAGACUGAUGUAGGGUUGAAUGGUAUCCCGCCAUCAUUUGUUUCUAGUUGCAAUGCAUACAAAACGAGGAAGGAGAAAAUAAAUGCUGCCAAUAUGCGAAUUCGGAGGAUCAUGGUUCCCUCAAAUGCUACGAGUGGUAAUUCAAGUACUGUGAAGAAAAGAAAGCGAAAGGGAGCUAAUGGCAUAGAAUGGGAAGAUAUAAUAAUUGAAACCCUUCUUCUUCAUGGCGUGAAAGAGGAAGAAAUUGAGAAGGGUCAUUACAAUGUAUUGCUGGACUUGCAUGUAUUCAAUUCUUGAAAUUCUUAGAGGUUUUCCGCUGUUAAAAAUGUAUAGGAACGAGUUUAUAGGCAUGUGUAGUGGGAGAUGAAGUGUACAGUUUUCAGCACGAUUCUUAUUAUAUUGUCUAUUACAGAAAGAGAAGUUGUUUCUCCUCGUUUGAAUGUGUCGAUUGAUAAAGAUUUGGGCCAUCUAUAUGAACGCAGGAGGAACUUGAGUUUAUAACUA